Messenger RNA from Cryptotermes secundus, 2843 nucleotides. It is a transcript of the gene Sox21b, whose product is annotated as transcription factor SOX-21. Lineage: Eukaryota; Metazoa; Arthropoda; Insecta; Blattodea; Kalotermitidae. The record is from RefSeq and is a predicted model, not a curated record. The transcript has 5 exons. Gene Ontology annotation, biological process: cell differentiation; anatomical structure morphogenesis; regulation of DNA-templated transcription. Gene Ontology annotation, molecular function: DNA-binding transcription factor activity, RNA polymerase II-specific; RNA polymerase II cis-regulatory region sequence-specific DNA binding. Bases 333 to 1634 code for a protein of 433 amino acids.
ACGCUGACACGGGGGGGUUUAGUUUAUUGUUGACGUGACAAGUGUUUACAAAAAAAAACCAAAGACAAAAGAGCACCUAUUAGUGAUAAGUGACGUACAAUUUUUAACAGUAAUUAUUUUUCUUGUUCCUGUUGAUUUAUUCGCGUGUGUGACUGUGUGUGUGUCUGUGAGUGCUCGCGGACGAUUUUUAUUGGUUUAUUGCAUUAUCUCGGAGUUAAUUCCCAUCGCUUGUUCGAGUGGAUAUCACGGGACGGUUCGAAACGUAUCGUUUCACCACGGAGUUGGACCUGCACCAAAGGGCAACCGGCCACCUCAUAAGGGCGGCCGGUGCCAUGUGUGAAGGUGGAUUCGCCCACAGCGGUGACGGCUUGAGUCGAAUGGCCUCGCUAGGUGUCGGGGGCGGUCCUGUCCCCGUAUCAUCUGCCGCCGCCAUGGCCGCUGCGGGGCUCGGGGGCGGUACUGGGCCUCCGGGUACCAAGAAAAUGCAAGAAGAUCACAUUAAGAGGCCUAUGAAUGCCUUCAUGGUCUGGUCGAGGCUACAGAGGCGGAAGAUAGCGCAAGAGAAUCCCAAGAUGCACAACUCCGAGAUCUCCAAGAGGUUAGGUGCAGAAUGGAAGCUUCUAACUGAAGACGAGAAGCGGCCAUUUAUAGACGAGGCGAAGAGACUGCGGGCGAUGCAUAUGAAGGAGCACCCCGACUACAAGUACCGCCCCAGGAGGAAACCGAAAACACUACGAAAGGAAGGCUACCCGUACUCGAUACCUUACCCAUCGGUACCCAUGGACGCACUUCGGGCAGGUAUGGCGGCCAGUCAAAUGGGCCAGGUGGGGAGCUACUACAAUCCCGCUGCGGCAGCUUACGGCUCCCUCAGUGCGGCGAGCAUGGCAGCAGCGGCAGCGGCAGCGGCAGCCCAGCAGUCCGCCAUAUCGGGACUCUCCGCGCCAGCUCAGGUGGUGAGUUCCAUGGACGCCAUGAAGUACUCUAUGGAGGCAGACAAAUAUCGGUCAGCGUACAGCAUGCCACCUUCGACCCUCGCCAUGUCGAUGUACUCAGCUGACCCCAAAUACAUGGACUCCACCGCUAAGAGCUACAUGGAGCGAGGCUAUCUGGAUCCAACUUCAGCCCUGACUAAAGCUUAUUUCGAGUCCUCCAAAAUGUACAUGGAAUCCGGGGCAGCGGCUGCUGCUGCAGCUGCAAGUAGGGGGGCUUAUGACCCUUCAGAGGCUUCCCAACGAGGCAGCACAGCCGGGGCGUACCCUUCACUAGACAUCAGUAAGAUGUAUGCGGACACGGCGUCCUCAGCUCCACAGCCGUCAAGGACUCCAACAGACUCCCCCGACGUCGUCAUCAAAAGCAACAACACUGGCAACAGCAGUGGGAUCUCGUCAAGCGAACGUCAGGAAGUUGGUGCGUCUUCAUCGGCUUCCUCGACGUCUACUUCUUCAGCGGCAGCGUCGCCCGGAGGCCUGCCAAAUUAUUACCCAGGUACAGCACCUGUGGUCCACCAACAAGGCCCCCCGAUGCCGGGGCUCAUCCCGAUGACCCAGAUGUCCCAGUACGCGAGCGGGCAUUAUCACCAGGCAGCCACACCAGGCGGCGGCGAGUUCAGGCGACCAUUAACGGUUAUCUUCUGACCUGACAGGGCGUAGCCCUCAGGCUUGCCUCGGCAGCUUUCUAGCCCCCCUCCCCAACAGCUCCCGUUUCCACAUUCCAUACUGGACCUUCUGGGCUUGUAUUGACUGUCACAUGAAAAUGGGCGUCUUCCACAGAGGAAAUCCCUCCGUAUAUUCCGCACCACAAAAUCGGAGCACAAUUUUAUAUCCUUGAUUGGGGUUCGAGUCACAAGAUGCCAUAUUCUCCUUUAUUUAUAGUUUCAAUGUUAGUUUACGCCACCCAGUUCUCAAGAGCUCGAAUUUGUGAUUUGUUAAAUGACUGCUGAAAUCAGAAUUUGUUUUAAAAUGUUACAUAUAUACAAAAUAUAAGCAUAAAUUUAGGAAUGACUUAAACCUUCAGAAAAGAUAUUUUGCCGCCUGUUUCAGUAUUAAGUAGUGUAGUGUGUAUUUAUGGGUUUAAAGUGUUCUUAUUAGAGGAAAAAGCGAGCGAGGAUUGAAUUUCUAAAUAUUAUUCAGACGAAUUUCAGGCUUCAAAGAAAUAAGCAUGAAAUGGAGUCAGUAGCAUUGAGCAUCUUCAGUCUGAAUACAAAGAUCCAUUGUCAGGUUAAGAAUAGGGCGUGCUUAUUUGCAGAAAUGUUGUUUGUUAAAUUAUCGUCAGAGGAUUUCUUCUGUGGGAUUCGUGUAUUUGAAGUGAUUAAUGUUAAUAUUCAAUGGACGAAGAAGAUAUCUGUUGAGAAGGAAAAUUUUGUACCCUGUGAUUUAAUAUUUAAGCGUCCUGUGCAUGAAAACGGACAGAUGCAGGUUGGUUAUAUACAUAGAAUUUUAUAUACAAAACUGUGAUGCAAGUUCUUGGGCGCCGUGGAGACGCAUUAAAAGUUAAUGUUGUUUGGAAUGCUUGUCUGCAGGACCGUAUUAACGGUGUAAAGAUUUUAUAGCAUGAUACAGUUUAAAGAAAUGCAAAAAAGUACUGACAAGUUGUUUGUGUGUGUGUGUGUGUGUGUGUGAGUGUCAAUUCCCGCCAUAUUGUAGAAAAAUUUAUAUGUUUGAAAUCAGUUGCUUUUGUUUUCGAAAAGUGCAGGAUCCUCAUUGUUUUGAUCUAUGUAUCAAUAUAAAAUGUGCCAUAUUUCAAGGAAAAUUGUACAUUUGCAGCUGGACUUCAUUUUGCUAAUUUAAAUAGGAGAAUGCAAUUUCGCUUUUUGGGGGGGGUGGACUCCAACUGGGUCCACUCGG